AUGGAAGACGCGAAGAAAGAUUCGCAGAUGCUAUCGACGUCUAUCCAGCCAAACCUCGCGUCAGCUAACACAGUGUCACGCGAUGCAGCUGUGAACCCGAAGCGGAAGACUGGCACCAUCUCGUGUUUUCGUUGCGGAGGCGAGCAUUACGCCACACAGUGCCGUCAUGCAAGUACCACUUGUCACAAGUGUCGGGGAAAGGGGCAUCUGGCACGAGUGUGCAAGGGGAAGACAGCGGAUGCGACCGCCGGCGGCCCGACGACGUCCACUAGAAUACCGAGAUCGGUACACACCUUGGACGAAGCGGGCCAGUCGCAAGAUGUCUCACUGCCAGAAGUCUAUGAGAUGUGGGAAAUGACAUCUUCUGCAGUCGACGGCCAACCUUUCCGAGUGGAAGUUACGGUGAACGGGACUCCAUUGCUGAUGGAACUUGACACGGGAGCUGGCGUGUCUGUUGUGUCUGAGGAGACAUUUCGACGCGAAUUUCCAUCAAGGCAGCUGGACCCGUCGCGCAUCAUGCUGAAAAGCUAUUCAGGUGAACUUUCCCCAGUUCAGGGAAGCCUUACUGCAACGGUGAGACUUGGAAACCGCGAAUGUCAGGACAUCCUGUAUGUUGUCCCUAGCACCUGCCCAUCUCUGCUAGGACGUGGUUAG
This is a messenger RNA of Ixodes scapularis (black-legged tick), 654 nucleotides long. RefSeq lists its product as uncharacterized. The transcript has a single exon. The record is from RefSeq and is a predicted model, not a curated record. NCBI's taxonomy places the organism in Eukaryota, Metazoa, Arthropoda, Arachnida, Ixodida, Ixodidae. Gene Ontology annotation, biological process: proteolysis. Bases 1 to 654 code for a protein of 217 amino acids. Gene Ontology annotation, molecular function: aspartic-type endopeptidase activity; nucleic acid binding; zinc ion binding.